UGUUCGGACCCGCCAGCUCCCGGAGCCGCUCAGCCUGGCGCCCGCGCCCCGCGCCCGCAGCCCGCCCAGGCGGAGUCAGCCCGCGCUCCGCCCGCCGCGCUUCGGGCUCGGAGGUCCGGACUCCGGGCUCGCCGCCUGCCGGGCCGGCUCCGCGCCCCGCACUCCCGCGCCCCGCGCCCCCGCGGGCGGAGCGCACCAUGCCGCAGUUGGACUCGGGCGGGGGCGGCGCGGGCGGGGGCGACGACCUCGGCGCGCCAGACGAGCUGCUGGCCUUCCAGGACGAGGGCGAGGAGCAGGACGACAAGAGCCGCGACAGCGCCGCGGGCCCCGAGCGCGACCUGGCCGAGCUCAAGUCGUCGCUGGUCAAUGAGUCCGAGGGCGCGGCGGGCGGCGCGGGGGUCCCUGGGGCCGGUGCCGGGGCCCGCGGCGAGGCGGAGGUCGGGGCCGAGGCUCUCGGGCGGGAACACGCUUCGCAGAGACUUUUCCCCGACAAACUUCCAGAGUCUCUGGAAGACGGCCUGAAGGCCCCGGAGUGCGCCAGCGGCAUGUACAAAGACACCGUCUACUCGGCCUUCAAUCUGCUCAUGCACUACCCACCCCCUUCGGGAGCAGGGCAGCACCCCCCGCCGCAGCCCCCACUGCACAACAAGGCCAGUCAGCCAGCCCACAGCGUCCCACAGCUCUCUCCUCUCUAUGAACAUUUCAGCAGCCCACACCCUACACCUGCACCAGCCGACAUCAGCCAGAAGCAAGGAGUUCACAGGCCUCUGCAGACCCCUGACCUCUCUGGCUUCUACUCUCUGACCUCAGGCAGCAUGGGACAGCUUCCCCACACUGUGAGCUGGUUCACCCACCCAUCCCUGAUGCUAGGCUCCGGUGUGCCUGGUCACCCUGCAGCCAUCCCCCACCCGGCUAUCGUACCUCCCUCAGGCAAGCAGGAGCUGCAGCCAUAUGACCGUAGCCUGAAGACACAGGCAGAAUCCAAGGCAGAGAAAGAGGCCAAGAAGCCAACCAUCAAGAAGCCACUCAACGCCUUCAUGCUGUACAUGAAGGAGAUGAGAGCCAAGGUCAUUGCAGAGUGUACACUCAAGGAGAGUGCUGCCAUCAACCAGAUCCUGGGCCGCAGGUGGCACGCGCUGUCUCGGGAAGAGCAGGCCAAGUAUUAUGAGCUGGCCCGAAAAGAGAGGCAGCUGCACAUGCAGCUCUAUCCAGGCUGGUCGGCGCGGGACAACUAUGGGAAGAAAAAGAGGCGGUCACGAGAAAAGCACCAGGAGUCCAACACAGACCCUGGCUCGCCUAAGAAAUGCCGUGCUCGCUUUGGCCUCAACCAGCAGACGGAUUGGUGUGGUCCGUGCAGGAGGAAAAAGAAAUGCAUUCGGUACUUACCCGGAGAAGGCCGCUGCCCCAGCCCAGUUCCUUCCGAUGACAGUGCUCUAGGCUGCCCCGGGUCCCCAGCCCCCCAGGACUCGCCCUCAUACCUCCUGCUACCCCACUUUCCCACAGAACUGCUUGCUAGCCCUGCGGAGCGGCGCCUACAUCACCAGGUCUCUCGGCUGCUCUCAGCCUCCCAGCCCCCUGGACCCAACAGGCCCCCCACAGCGUCCUGCAGAGUACACAGCUGCAACGACAGGAAUCUCAGAGACAGGCAGCCUAGCAUGUACAGGACACGUGGCUGCCACCAGGGGCUCAUCCUCUGAGAGGAAGCGACAGAGCCCCAAAGCACGUGGGAACUGGCCAGAGGCCCUGUUACCUCCCUCUCAGGGACCGGGCCCAGGAGACUUCCGAGGCUGCACAACUUCUGCCUGAACCCCGGGGCCAUCAGUUCAAACUACGCCAAAUGGUGGGAAUCAGAUCUGCAUUGUGUCAUCUAAUUAAGGGCAUCCCUUGUGCCUACAGCAGCCUGCAUCUGUUCCUUUUACCCUCUAUCUUGCUGCCCAGAUGCCCCUGCCUCCCUUGCUUUUCUACUAUAGGUCACAGAUAGGCUGGACUAAGCCCAGCUGCUUUCCCCACCCUACACCUCCUUGGUCCCAUCACUGCCACACCCUCCCCAUACCACACACUUCAAGGACCAAGAAUGAGCUGGUUUACAAAACCACAUGUGAGCAUGGUCACAACCACAUGCUCAAGACAAUGAUGCUUCUCUUAACCUGGAGAAGCCCUGUUGACAGAAAAGGAGUUAUUCAUAAACUGGACCAGAGUAAGCCUUUUGCCGUGUCCUCAAGAGCUUACAAGACUAGGAGGAAAUGGAACAGGUUAAGUUUAGGCCUAUUACCACAGGCACUAGGAAUAACCUGACACUACCUUAUCAGGCAAGUAUGGGCAGUGAGAGGUAUCUGGCUCUAGUUCGUAUUACUUGGAUAUGUUUCCAAGAGCAACUCAACCUCCCAAGAAGCUCUGAUACCAAGGUCCCAUGCCUGUUACUAGUGACUGAACUCAAAAGAAAUUAUGGCCUCAAAUCCAGCAUGCAUCCCUCCCUUACACCAAGAGCCUCUGUCACAGUUCUAGCUCCUGCUUGUCCAGGUCAGUCUAGCCAGCUCUUGGGCAGUUUUAAGAGGGCAAACCAAACCUCAUGACCCCCAACGCUCACCUUACAGCACUGAAAUCGCUUCAGCUUCACUUUCCCGAAGGGGCUGCAGGAAGGAGGACCAUCAACAUCCAAGCAAGGAGCCCAGAGAACCUCUAGUGGUGGUCAGUGGGUUUUCACCACCACCUAGUUUAACCCAUUUCUGAGCCAAGCUUCAAGCCUGAGCCUUAAAAAACAAACUUUUAAUUUAACUUUUUUUGUCUCCUCCUCACUGUAUAUAGCCUGAACCCAAAGAAAAAGGGCUGUUCCUAUACCCACACACCCCUCAACAAAAGCCUUCAUAGUUCCUACUUUAGCCACUGGCUUCUCAGAAUCCAAAGAUCAUAUAUUCUAGUAUAGUGUUGCAAGAAGUCUUGAGAAAAAGGACUAUUGUAGUGUUCAAAAUAUUUUUGUAUUGUUAAUGCAUCAUACAAAAACUUUUUUUAACAUGAGAAUAAAGAUACUUUUUACUGGG
Messenger RNA from Neofelis nebulosa (Clouded leopard), 3038 nucleotides. RefSeq names its product transcription factor 7 (gene TCF7). The record is from RefSeq and is a predicted model, not a curated record. NCBI's taxonomy places the organism in Eukaryota, Metazoa, Chordata, Mammalia, Carnivora, Felidae. Gene Ontology annotation, molecular function: RNA polymerase II cis-regulatory region sequence-specific DNA binding; DNA-binding transcription factor activity, RNA polymerase II-specific. Gene Ontology annotation, biological process: regulation of transcription by RNA polymerase II; canonical Wnt signaling pathway. Gene Ontology annotation, cellular component: beta-catenin-TCF complex.